AUGGUUGGCACUAAAUUACCGGCAAGAAAUUUCAAACCUAUCGCUUUUCGGGUAACUACCAUCCUUUUUGAUAGAACUUCCCGGCCCCAUCGACCGUCGGUUGGUGGUGGUGGUGGUGGUGCCGUUGAUGGAAAACGGUUUCCCAUUCGAUUCGCAAAAAGGAUUGCCUGCGGGGCGCGUUUCGGAUCGUGUGUUAUUAUCGCUGCUGGACCCGGUCAGGGGGCGAAAGGACCGACGCGACGCGAGUCGACUCGACCCGACGCGACCCGACCCGACCCGAUGACGGUGAUGCAGCAGGACUCAUCCUCCUGGGGGACCACAAGCAAAGCUUACCCUACCGUAAGCAAAACCGUUGUCGCUGGUCGCUAUCUGCCGAUGAAUGUCCUGGGAGUUGAUCAACGAAAAGACGAAAAGACGAAAAGACGAAAAGACGAAAAGACGAAAAGACGAAAAGACGAAAAGACGAAAAGACGAAAAGACGAAAAGACGAAAAGACGAAAAGACGAAAAGACGAAAAGACGAAAAGACGAAAAGACGAAAAGACGAAAAGACGAAAAGACGAAAAGACGAAAAGACGAAAAGACGAAAAGACGAAAAGACGAAAAGACGAAAAGACGAAAAGACGAAAAGACGAAAAGACGAAAAGACGAAAAGACGAAAAGACGAAAAGACGAAAAGACGAAAAGACGAAAAGACGAAAAGACGAAAAGACGAAAAGACGAAAAGACGAAAAGACGAAAAGACGAAAAGACGAAAAGACGAAAAGACGAAAAGACGAAAAGACGAAAAGACGAAAAGACGAAAAGACGAAAAGACGAACAGAAAGAACAGAAAGAACAGAAAGAACAGAAAGAACAGAAAGAACAGAAAGAACAGAAAGAACAGAAAGAACAGAAAGAACAGAAAGAACAGAAAGAACAGAAAGAACAGAAAGAACAGAAAGAACAGAAAGAACAGAAAGAACAGAAAGAACAGAAAGAACAGAAAGAACAGAAAGAACAGAAAGAACAGAAAGAACAGAAAGAACAGAAAGAACAGAAAGAACAGAAAGAACAGAAAGAACAGAAAGAACAGAAAGAACAGAAAGAACAGAAAGAACAGAAAGAACAGAAAGAACAUAAAGAACAGAAAGAACAGAAAGAACAGAAAGAACAGAAAGAACAGAAAGAACAGAAAGAACAGAAAGAACAGAAAGAACAGAAAGAACAGAAAGAACAGAAAGAACAGAAAGAACAGAAAGAACAGAAAGAACAGAAAGAACAGAAAGAACAGAAAGAACAGAAAGAACAGAAGGAACAGAAAGAACAGAAAGAACAGAAAGAACAGAAAGAACAGAAAGAACAGAAAGAACAGAAAGAACAGAAAGAACAGAAAGAACAGAAAGAACAGAAAGAACAGAAAGAACAGAAAGAACAGAAAGAACAGAAAGAACAGAAAGAACAGAAAGAACAGAAAGAACAGAAAGAACAGAAAGAACAGAAAGAACAGAAAGAACAGAAAGAACAGAAAGAACAGAAAGAACAGAAAGAACAGAAACAACAGAAACAACAGAAACAAUAG
Molecule: messenger RNA, 1560 nt
Organism: Malaya genurostris
Lineage: Eukaryota; Metazoa; Arthropoda; Insecta; Diptera; Culicidae
Product: trichohyalin-like
Exons: 3
Coding region: 1-1560 (519 amino acids)
Source: RefSeq, a predicted model, not a curated record